This is a messenger RNA of Tarenaya hassleriana, 1146 nucleotides long. Its product is annotated as probable xyloglucan endotransglucosylase/hydrolase protein 23. The record is from RefSeq and is a predicted model, not a curated record. Gene Ontology annotation, biological process: xyloglucan metabolic process; cell wall biogenesis. Bases 93 to 1046 code for a protein of 317 amino acids. Gene Ontology annotation, molecular function: xyloglucan:xyloglucosyl transferase activity; hydrolase activity, hydrolyzing O-glycosyl compounds. The transcript is spliced from 3 exons. Gene Ontology annotation, cellular component: apoplast; cell wall. NCBI's taxonomy places the organism in Eukaryota, Viridiplantae, Streptophyta, Magnoliopsida, Brassicales, Cleomaceae.
CACUCUCCUUAGUCCAUCUGUACCUUCUUACCUCCCCUUAGGCCCGCUACUUGGCGCUCACCACUUCUCCGUAACUUCUCCUUCUCACCCAAAUGUCACUAUCUCUCCUCUCCCGAAUCUCUCCGCAGUUACUACAAAUUCUCACCGCUCCAUCACCAGAUUCGCCCAACCCGCCAUUUCUUUCCUGGAAACAAGACAUGGGUUGUUCCCAAGUUUCGAUCUUUGGGGCUCUCGUGUCAUGCUCUCUGAUGGGCAUAGUGCUGGGCCUCGGUUUCGGCGGAGAAGUUGAAAUUGUGUGGGGAGGAGACAGAGCUAAGAUACUGGACAACGGUGAGAUUCUGACGUUGUCGCUUGACAAAGAAUCAGGCUCUGCCUUCCAGUCCAAAGAUCAGUUCCUGUUCGGUAAGAUCUCGAUGCAGCUCAAGCUUGUCCCUGGCAACUCUGCUGGCACUGUCACCUCUUACUAUCUGGCAUCGGUAGGAGCAACGUGGGAUGAGAUAGACUUCGAGUUCUUGGGGAAUCUGAGUGGAAAUCCUUACACUGUCCACACCAAUAUCAUCACACGUGGUAAAGGCGACAGAGAACAACAGUUCCGUCUUUGGUUCGAUCCCACCAUUGAUUUCCACUCUUAUUCCAUUCUAUGGAACCCUAAGACCAUCAUAUUCUACGUGGAUGGGACACCAAUAAGGGAGUUCAAGAACAUGAAUGCACCUCAAAACGUGCCGUACCCGGAUAGACAGCCAAUGAGAGUGCACUCGAGCUUGUGGAACGCAGACCAGUGGGCGACGAGAGGCGGUCUCGUAAAGACAGACUGGUCCAAAGCUCCGUUCACGGCUUCUUACAGGAACUAUGACUGUAGAGCCUGUGUCUGGCCCGUAACCGGCUCGCCCUCUUGCGGCGGCUCGGGCCCAUGGUUCAGGGAAGAGCUUAGUGCGAAUAGCUUGAAGAGACUCAAGUGGGUCCAAAGCAACUUCAUGAUAUAUGAUUACUGUACUGAUACCGAGAGAUUUCGUGUGGGAUUUCCUCCUGAAUGCGGUGUUCAAUGAGAGACUUCGCAUGUAAAUUAUGUCUGUGUUUCAGUUGUUUAGCCAAAACAAGAUUAAUAUAAGUUUGGGUUAAUUAAUAAACGACGUCAAUGGAACUCCA